AUGGACACCUCGGCGUCAUACCUGGAAGAUGGCGGUGGCGGCAGCUUGCAUCAGAGCACACGCCCUGACCUCUCCAUCUACUUCGACACCAACCGCACCCGUAACGAACUUCGUCUGUUUGAUGGACAGAAACCGAAGCUAGCUAAGGCGCAAAACGACCCACAGACACAGAAUCACGCCGAUACAGCGGCAAGAUUCAUCAGCAAAACGUCAUACGCCGACAUCGUUGUUGUUCUGGAAGUGAAGAAAUCACAGGACGGCGCAGCGUUCACUGUGCUCCAAGCUAACAAAGAUCCUUCCGAUCGGAUCACACGAGAUAACACUGAAUUGGGGCGUAAAGCUCUAGCCCAAAUCACCGAGUACUGCUCCGCAAUUCUAGGACGACAGCAUCGCACCCAUCUGUUCGCGGCGUACGUCUGCCACAACCAGGCGCGGCUUCUCUUCGUCGAUCGCGAAGGUUGCCACAUCUCUAAACAGCUCACGUACGUCGGACACGCAAAUCAAACACUGCAUUGCUUCUUCUGGCGGCUCGCGCACAUGAAUCAUCAGCAACUCGGUUUCGAUUCGUCGGUGACUCUGGCCGACGGUGAAGAGAAGAAGCUGUUCAAGCACGCACAGGGCAUGAAGACGGCCGAUCCGCAACGGGCUCUGAUUCUCCGCGCUCUGUGUCGUGAUCCGAAGACCGAGACCUACGAAUCAGUCUCCACGCAGUGGCCACUCCAGCGCAUGACGGUCGGAAGCGAGACGUAUGUGGUUGGGCGUCCGAUCAUCCAGACCUCUGCGCUCCACGGACCCGCACCGCGACUCUUCCACGCCUUCCAUGUCGAGCAGGACGGCUCGAUCAAGGGUUACACUAUCAAGGACUAUUGGCGACCCGACCACGAGGAGAUCGAGCUCGAGCACAAGGUCUACGAUCGGCUGAAAGAGGCGAAGGUCACCAACAUCCCCACUUGCGUUUAUGGCGGCGACGUCGAAGUCAACGGCAAGGUCCAGCGCACGAAGGAUGAGGGACUUGUUCACUACCGAAUCGUCCUCGAGGGUUUACUCCAGCCUCUUUUGGAAUUUGAGAACUUCCACGAGCUUUCGGCCAUGAACAGGCUGGUGCGGCAAGCCAAAACACUCCAUCGUCAGAUCGGCACGAAUAGCAUCCUCAUCCUCUCCGAGUUUGACGACGCCACCCAGCAGAUCACGCGAACGGCGCUCCUCGGUGACUGGGAGCUGUCGAAGACCAAAACCCUGAUGGACAAUGCGACGGGCCCUCGGCAACGUGCGGUAGUGGGACCCUGGUACUUCCGGUCGAGCCUUUCACUGCAGUUCCCUUUACUCCGCCCAUAUCGACUAAGCGAUGAAGUCGAGGCGUUCGUACACGUCUUCCAGUAUCUCGUCCUACGAUUCCACGUGACGCAAUACACUGCCGAUGAAAAGGAAUCGUAUAAGCGGCUGCAAGACAUCGUUAAAAUGGUCUACGCUGAUUUCAAAAUCGGCAAGAACAAUCUCAGUUACACGGGUGGGGACGAGAAGUUCAUAAGAAUGGGCUACCCGAAACCCUGGCUCGACCCUAUGAACAACCAGACCCUGUACGAUAUCCUCCUGAGCAUCGCCACAGUAUCAAGUAAACACUAUUCGACGAUUGAUGGCCGUGAAUACAACAAUCGUUAUGGCCGCGGCGGCGCGCCCCCCAACCAACCCGUUGCCACCCCCGACGACGUCGCGCUCCUUAACGAAGACGGGCCGCUCAGCACUCACAAGGGCCUCAAGGAGAUCUUCGGGAAAUAUGCGGACCACGAGAACUGGCGCAAGUCGGAGAAGGUGCAGCCUGACGGGAAAACCGUGACGGUGUCAGACGACGCGAAGGGUCCCGACUUCUUCCGGGCGGCGGGGAUCAUCCCGAUGGACGAGAACGGUUUCGUGAUAGACCCUAAGCGGCCCGCUGGGGCUGAAUCUGGUGGCUCCGAACCGGCGAACAAGAAGCAGAGGACGGCCUAA
Epithele typhae is the source of this 1986-nucleotide messenger RNA. RefSeq lists its product as uncharacterized. Lineage: Eukaryota; Fungi; Basidiomycota; Agaricomycetes; Polyporales; Epitheliaceae. The transcript has 3 exons. The record is from RefSeq and is a predicted model, not a curated record. The coding region runs from base 1 to 1986 and encodes 661 amino acids.